Messenger RNA from Paramecium tetraurelia, 1299 nucleotides. RefSeq lists its product as uncharacterized. The transcript has 4 exons. The record is from RefSeq and is a predicted model, not a curated record. Lineage: Eukaryota; Ciliophora; Oligohymenophorea; Peniculida; Parameciidae.
AUGGAGUACUUAACUAAUGAAAAACUCCUCAAAUAAUAACAAUCAGCUCUAUUUUCUAUCAACAACUCUCGUUCCAAUAGUGUAUCUCGAUUCCCAAUUCCUAGUUCAAGAGCCACUCACGAUCCUGUUCAACCUCUCCGAUCAGCUGAUUUAUUCAAUAGAUUAGAAGACAUACUAAAAUAAAAGUAGAUGAGUACAACUACAAGAAAGAGAUAGAAACAAAUUUCAUGCAUUUUAAAUUCAUAAGCAACUCACGAAGCAAAAAAACAUUAUAUUGAAAAUAGUUGUUACAAAUCUCCCAAUAGAAUACAGGAGGUACCAUCCACUUCUGGGUUUCUGAAUGUUUAUAAUAUCGAGCCUAGAAGUAGAAAGUAAACAUAGCCAGCCUACAUCGGUUCUCCUUUGUUAAACUAAUAAAAUUAGAGUGCUAAAAAGAAAAAUGUGAUUCAGACUCAAUUUCAAGAGAGCUACCUUCAAAAUCGAAAAAAAAAGGAGAGCUUGAAAAAAUUUCAGGAUGAGUUUAACAAUAUGCAGGAGAAAAUCAAAAUAAGAAAUCAUUCUAUUUUAAAUGAACAACCAGAAAAUGGUGGACGAGUUGAUAAGCAAGAAUUGAAAGAGAAUAAGAUGGAAAUCAAUAUUAGUGCCAUUUUAAAUAAAGAAAAUAAUAAUAACACAAUUAAUAAAUUGAAUCAAUAAUUGCAAUUGUAAAAUAACCAUCUGUAAGAGCAAUUACUGUUUGAAAAAAAUCAAAAUUCUAAGCUAAAUUUACUGAUCAAUAAUCUAAAUGAUUAAAUCGCCAUUCUUAAUAAACAAUUAAAUCAGUAAAGCCAAUAAUCGAAUGAAGAUUAAGCGAAUAGGGAUACUUAAAUUGCAUAAUUAAAAUAGUAGAUUUAACAAUUGGAUUCGAAUUUACAGUAAAAGGACAAUGAAAUCAAUAAACAAAAAUAGCAAAUACUAGAGUUCAAUAAUGUGUAUAAGGAGAUGCAAGAAUUAGAGAAUCUCUGUUAGUAGAUGUCAUAUUUAAGUAUGCAAACUUCUUAAUAAAAUUUAUUAAUUCUUGAAAUUAAAGAGUUGCUUCAAAUUCAGUUUAAUAUUAUUGAGAAAGUAACAAAUCAUAAAGAUUUUCCGAUAGAGCAGCUGUUAAUUUAGAAUAAAAAGAAAAGACCUUAGAUACCAAAAUAAGUUGAUUAUUAAGAAUUAAGUCAGGAAACAACUAGAAUUAUGGAAAAUUUAGUUAAAUAAAUAAAGUCUUCUGUUGAUUAGUUAACCGAAAGAUUUAUACACGACUUGCUUAUUUGA